Messenger RNA from Ostrinia nubilalis (European corn borer), 5537 nucleotides. RefSeq names its product glutamyl aminopeptidase-like. The transcript has 17 exons. Lineage: Eukaryota; Metazoa; Arthropoda; Insecta; Lepidoptera; Crambidae. Bases 896 to 3652 code for a protein of 918 amino acids. Gene Ontology annotation, biological process: peptide catabolic process; proteolysis. The record is from RefSeq and is a predicted model, not a curated record. Gene Ontology annotation, molecular function: metalloaminopeptidase activity; peptide binding; zinc ion binding. Gene Ontology annotation, cellular component: cytoplasm.
AAUUUAAAACUGAACAUUGACAUUUUUGUUAUAAUUUACAUAAUAGAGUAGUAGAAAUUACUAUUUAACAUAUGGCAACUUUGUUUUUCCUCCAAAAUGGCCGGUGUUGUUUUUGUUAGGUUGAAUUGAAUGCAUUAUUGUUUUCUUAGCCAUCGUUUAUGAGUUCUGUGGCCCUAUUAAAGUAUUGAAGAGUCGAGUCAAAUUCAAGUUCAUUCCUUCGUACCUGCUGCUGUUCUGGUUCAUCGGAGUUUUGUUCGUUCCUUCGUGAAUCGCGAAGAAACUUUCUGUUAUGUUCACAAGUGAUCUGAGUUUUCUCAAUGUGCUGUGUUCUGUGUUUAGUGUUGAAAACUUUGCGAAAAGACGCUUUUGGUGUAUAAUAUUAUGUGUGUUCAUAAAUAAAGUAAAAUUAUUAAAUUCAAAAGUUUUUGUUUACUUAUUUGCAUUUCCAUGUGCAAUGUAGAAUUUUUCCAAAUACAUUGUUUUGAAAAUACGUACACCAUAAAGAUAAAUAUUUUCAAAAUAAUGGAUUUGAAAAAAUUCUACAUUGUACAUCAUAAAAACAAUAAUUCUUUGAAGGUUAUGAGGGCCUAUGUGUGCGUGAACUGUGUGUAUGUGUGCGUGGACUUUAUGUAUGUAUGUGUGCGUGUACUAUGUAUGUAUGUGAGCGUUACGUACGUAGGUUAAGUACAGGGAAUUUAACACCAGGCUAUCAAUUAGUAGGCUCAAAAAUUUGACAGAGAGGGUUCUCUAUUUCCUAUGUAUUACUUUUCUCUAUGAUCAAAACUGUCAUUUUGAUGCAAUAUUGCUUUCAUUUUGUUUGAUUUUGUAGGGAAUAAAUGAUAAAUCCCUAAAUUUAAAUUUGUUGUGUUUUGUGUUAUUUAGUUAAAAGCAUUUUAUGACAUCUUUCAAGAUUUCGAAAUUCUCUCGUUUUUUACCGAGAACUACAGGCAUUGUGAAGCAAUUUUGCCGGCUCUAUAGUUCCUCUGUUACAACGAUGGAAACAUCCACAAAAUACAAAUUAUCUGAGAGAUUGACUUCUCUAGUACGACCCGUUCAUUAUGACCUCUCUCUGCACCCUAAUAUGGACACGGGAUUAUUUCAAGGAACAGUGAAAAUUGAUGUAACCGUCAAACAAGAAAAGAGCUACAUCACUCUACACACAAACUUUUUAGAUAUAACUUCUGUGAAAGUGUUUAAAGGCGAAGAAGAAAUUCAGGUGUCCAAGUUUCUAGAAGUGAAGCAAAUUGAACAGCUGCUGAUACAUUUUGAUAAUGUUAUUGUGCCGGGAAGUUACAAAAUGGUCAUUGAUUUUAAUGGUAGCCUUACUAGGAAUAUUGUUGGAUUUUAUUCAUCAAGAUUGCAGGAUAAUAGAACCAUGGUGGCCAGCAAGUUUCAGCCAACAUACGCUCGACAAGCUUUUCCAUGCUUUGAUGAGCCUGAUUUCAAAGCCACAUACAACAUUUCUUUAGUGAAGCCAAAGUCAUACAUAGCUUUGUCUAACAUGAAUGAAAUAUCUAAAUCGCCUACUGAAGAUGGCAAAUCAGAACUGGUUACUUUUGCAACAAGCGUCCCAAUGUCAACUUAUUUGGCUUGUUUCGUUGUGUGUGACUUUGAUUACAAGGAGAAUGAAAUAAACGCCAACGGGAUUGGAAAGAACUUUAUUCUUAGAUCCUUUGCGCAAAAGAAUCAGAUGCAUAAGAUUGAUUUUGCCCAAGAUAUUGGCAGGAGAGCAACGGAAUUUUAUGUGAAGUACUACGAAGUGCCCUUCGCUCUUCCCAAAUUAGAUAUGAUUGCGAUCCCAGACUAUGUGUCUGGUGCCACAGAGCAUUGGGGACUGAUCACUUACAGGGAAACGUCUUUCCUGGUGGAUGACAGUACAGCGUCAUCUAAAAACAAGAUCAGUGUAGCUAAUACAAUCGCUCAUGAACUAGCUCAUAUGUGGUUUGGUAACUUAGUGACUAUGAAAUGGUGGGACGACCUAUGGCUAAAUGAAGGCUUUGCGUCCUACAUGCAAGUAAAAGCCUUGAAUGCUAUUGAGCCAUCGUGGACGAUGUUAGACCAGUUCUUGACGAAAACAUUACAUUCUGUGCUGGUGACCGAUGCUAAGCUCUCAAGCCAUCCCAUUGUCCAGACUGUGUCCACACCGGACCAGAUUACAUCCAUAUUUGAUGCUAUAUCUUACAACAAGGGAUCCUCAGUUCUCCGUAUGCUGGAAGGCUUUAUAGGUGAAGAGAAUUUCCGCAAAGGAGUGUCUGACUACCUGCAGAAAUACAAAUUUGGCAACACAGUGACCCAAGAUUUGCUGUCGUCUUUGGAGCCCUAUAGCAAACAGGAACACCCUGAGUUGGAUAUUAAUUACGUAAUGGAUACAUGGACCAAACAAAUGGGAUAUCCGCUAGUCACCGUAAGCAGAGGCGAGAAACCAAACACAUACGUUCUUACCCAACGCCGUUUCCUACUUGAUCCCGAAGCUGUGUAUCCAAAUGACUCGGAGUUCGACUACCGUUGGUUCAUUCCAAUCACAUAUACAACAAACAAGGGACCGAAAAAAGACAUUCUGUGGUUCCCAAACGGCGUCCAAAAAGUGGAUAUGAUUCUCGAAGCAGAUGAAAAUUGGGUGAAAAUAAACAAUAACCAAGUAGGCUAUUACAGGGUAAACUAUACGUUAGACAUGUGGAAGAGCUUGAUCAAACAAUUGAAACUAAAAGCUGAACAGUUAACAAUAUCAGACCGCUCCAACUUGGUAGACGACGUGUUUGCGCUGGCCGAGACUAAGGCAGUGCCGUACGGGCUAGCGCUCGACCUGACUGGCUACCUGUCGGUGGAAGAAGACUACGUGCCCUGGGAGACUGCUUCGGCGGUCUUCUCGAGACUGGCUGACAAACUGAUGGGGACUGUGGUGCAUGAUAAGCUGCAGAAAUAUAUUCAAAAGCUUGUGAGUCCUUUGUAUGCGAAGCAGAGUUGGGAAAGAAGUAAAAUUGGUGUAAUUGAAGGAUUAUUAAGAACAAGGAUACUAUCCCUGGCCACAAGGUGUCGAUUGCCAGAAGCCGAGGAUAAAGUGAGGGCCCUAUUCCUGGACUGGCUGAACAACCACGGGACUGACAAAGCUUCCACCAUAGAGCCUGACCUUAGGGACUUCGUCUAUUAUUAUGGUAUGAAAUCUUCUAGCCAGGCCGAAUGGGAUAAGCUUUGGCAGAUUUACCUGAAGGAAGAAGAUGCGCAGGAACAAACUAAGCUAAGGAAUGCGCUGGCAGGACCGCGGGAUCCUGAGCUGCUUAAAACGUACUUAUAUCUAUCCUGGGAUGAAAAGAACAUUCGCAGUCAAGACUUCCUAAACGUGCUGCAUUACAUCAGCUCCAAUCCGUCUGGCACUGCACUAGUGUGGGACGAAGUUCGCUCGCGCUGGCCGGAGCUAGUAGACCGAUUUACUCUUAACAGCCGGUACCUGGGAAAUCUGAUACCUGGCAUCACUAGCUCGUUUAACUCGCAACUUAGGCUUAAAGAGAUGGAGGCGUUCUUCGAGCAGUACCCAGAAGCGGGCGCGGGCGAAGCGGCGAGACGUCGCGCGUUAGAGACCGUCAAAGGCAACAUCAAGUGGGCCGGCUCGCACCAAGCCGCGGUAGCCGCCUGGCUGGAACAACACGUAGACUAACGCGAAUUGCCUAAGGAGGAUGCUGUACCAUUCUUCUGUUGAGGAUAAGAUUUGUGACAAAAUAAUGCAAGCAGAAAAAUGUAAUCCUCACUUCAGAGAUAAGGCAGUGCAAGCUGAGCCAGAACAUGCAUCAUGCCAAGUAGUUUCAAAUUAUGAUCACAAGGUCACUCAAGUAUCAAUAAUGAAACACUAUAGAAGUAAGAAGGUGCAAUUUAGUGCAACUCUGAAAGAUGUCAUAUCUUCACCAAUAAAGUCUACGUCCCACCAAUCAACUACAACAUCUCCCAAGAAAUCUACAUUUAGAAGUAAAUUGUCAACAAGAAGAUUAGUUUUUUCAAGUGAGGAAAAAUAUGACAGUGAUUAUCAUACACACCUUCUUCAGGAUAGCAAAUUUACAAGACUCUCAUUCAAUAAAUUAAAUGAUACAUACAUAAAGUAUUUUAUUUUUAUAUCAGUCUAUUGUACAAAAUAGCUUUGUUUUAUGGGUUAUACCACAGAAUAAUAAUAAGUACUACGUACAGAAGUUUUUCUUCGCGAAGGUAUUCAAAAAAAUGUAUGCUCAAUGUCAUCAACAAUAUGGUGUAAUUUAGCUUGUCUUAAGAGUCGAGCACCGUUUUGUUGACAUACGUCAGUGAUCGGUACUGUCUUGAUGCCAUAGGGCUGACUGCUACAAGAAGCUACUGUGUCGCCAUCUAGCGCACCACACUUGCAUUCACUGCUCUUCGCGGCAACGCGCAGCUACAUGCGGCCGCCAGUUAUAUAGUGUAAGAGCUAGCACCUAAAUAUUUUAUAACACACAUAACUGUGACAAUUUAUUUCACGUGGGCGAAGCCAAAAAGCUAGUAAGAAAUAAAAAUUCAAUUCAGUAGGUAUUUCAAACCAAAUUUUAUUACAUAAACAAACAUUAUACUAAUGUCAUUAUGGGCCCUUAGUAUGUGAAAACUGCAAUUGACUAUAUUUCGCACUGUUUUCAAUAUUAUGUAUUACAGAACGUAUGUGUGAUGGGAUGAUAUUUUCGAAAACACGAUUAGAAAAAUUUUUUCUCGAAAAAAAAAACAUUUACCUCUGGAUUUUUUUAUAAAAGUUUAAUAUGACCGUGUUUUACAAUAAAAUUCCUAUAAAAUCACAAAGGUAUCAUGUUUGCCUCUUUGAUUUCCUGGCUGUUUUAGAUUUCAAAAACCUAAAUAUAUUAAUUUAUUAACUUUCUGAUAAAAAUGUGAAUGGCUCUUACGAUGUCCCCCCCUUAAAUCAAAAUGUCUUUAUUUGGUCUAUAUGCCCAACAUCACUACGUAAUAAUUAUUAAAAAAAAGUCGCUUUCCUGUCUGUCUGUCCCUAUGUAUGCUUAGAUCUUUAAAACUAUGCAACAGAUUUUGAUACGGUAUUUAGGAUUCCGUAGCCAAAUGGCAAAAACGGAACCCUUAUAGAUUCGUCAUAUGUCUAGACAGACUAUAUGACGAAUCUAUAAGGGUUCCGGAAAAAAAUGGCUGUUUCAUACGGACGGACAGACAUCCGUCCGUAUGAAACAGCCAUUUUUUUCCGAAACUAUAAGAAAAAUACUGAUGAAACUUGGUAUGUAGAUGUAUUCUGUGAACAGCAUUAAGAUUUUCACACAAAUUAAUAUAGAAAAAAGCAAUACAUUUUGGUUUUCAUUAAACCCAUACGUGUGGGGUAUCUAUGGAUAGGUCUAGGAUAGGUAUAGGAUAAUUAGCAACAGGGGAAUUUUUCAACAUGUUGCAAAAAAAGAGCUUGGAAAAAGCUCUUCGGAACUGGAUGGGUGUAGGUUCAGUGCAAGAGCCACCUUGCUGCCUAAUUGACCCAAAAAAGUUUUCAAGAGCGUCUUGAUUUAGUCUUCGAGUAAAUAAAUACUGAAAUCCGUUUUCUUUGA